AUGUGUGCAUGUGUGUCUUCACACUUUCAGUGCGCACUGUACAUCCCCCACCUGCGUUGCAUCCGACCCUUUCAUCUUCUUGAUGUUGUUCACGAUACAUUUCCGAUCGUCAGCAGCCUUUGUUCAUGCCUUGAGCGAUGCUGGAGCGCAACCCCCGGUGCGAAGAAGCUGGGGCGUACUUUGAAGACUGCAGUCUGCAAAGUCGCUUUUGAGAGAAAAAAAAAGAAAAAAGAAAAAGAAAGAAAGAAAAAAACGCUCCACAUGACCUGA
Chondrus crispus (carragheen) is the source of this 270-nucleotide messenger RNA. RefSeq lists its product as hypothetical. The transcript has a single exon. NCBI's taxonomy places the organism in Eukaryota, Rhodophyta, Florideophyceae, Gigartinales, Gigartinaceae. Bases 1 to 270 code for a protein of 89 amino acids. The record is from RefSeq and is a predicted model, not a curated record.